Messenger RNA from Mollisia scopiformis, 1841 nucleotides. RefSeq lists its product as uncharacterized. The record is from RefSeq and is a predicted model, not a curated record. NCBI's taxonomy places the organism in Eukaryota, Fungi, Ascomycota, Leotiomycetes, Helotiales, Mollisiaceae. The transcript has a single exon. Bases 115 to 1608 code for a protein of 497 amino acids. Gene Ontology annotation, cellular component: mitochondrion.
CUCUCAAUCCUGGUGUACUCACUUUCUUCUCGCAGAUUUUCACAACGAUGUUCUGCUCCUGUUACACAUUAUAGAAUUAAUCUUGCUGCAAGAAAUAUCACUGGCAGCGUAGCCAUGUCGACCACAAUGCUACCUUUCUUGUAUCAAACCAGGACUCUAUCUGGGUUCCUUCUCACACCUCACUCCUUCCGAUCGAUAUCUUGCCAUAGGACCGUAUCCCGGCAUCUAAGCUCAUCUGCUCAGAGGUUCCGCGGAUUUGAUUUUGACAACAUUCCAACGACAACAGCCGCCAACCCGAGCGAUUCGGAAGAUACAACCUCAGCACGGAAAGCUGGUUAUAGUUUGAAGUCGCAGUCAGCUGGCAAUAGGAGAAGCAUUCCAUCGAAUGUUCGAGACGGUGGAAGAUACGGUGAAAAUCCCAAGUCGAGAGCUGCCCGACCAGAGAUUAUCGAUGAUUUGAAUGAGGGGUUUUCAAUGCCCGAGAUUAGUUUGGAGAUGGGCGCCAAUGGAGACGCAUAUCAACCAAAAGAGUCUACAAUAACAACCAGAGAGAAGAUGGCUUUUCAAAAAAUCUUCUCUGACAUUUUCGAGCGCUCCCAGAAGUCGAACCCAACUACUCCCGAAAAAGACCAGAAAGCCCUAUUGAACAUUGGCAAGACUGGCGACCGAGCGAAAGCUAAGAAUGCCCUCAAUAAUAUCCUCACGACUGCCAUUCGGAAACAAUCCAAAAGUCGCCUAGAAAUCGAAGAUGCCAUAAGUUCAUAUCCUCCAACUUUGCGUGAAGGUGCAGCAAAAGCAAUGCUCAGCGUUCCUAUACUAGAGAACGACGAAGUAGGCCAUGAUGAAGAGAAAGCAAACCAAUUAUCAAUGAAGAUAAAAGCCGCAGAGCUUGAGAAUAUGAGGGCACCUGAGCGACUCCGGGUUGAGACACUUAUGAGGAAUGCCAAGACCGAUUUCGAGCUGUGGGAAGUGAUGGAGAAGGAAGUGUUCUCAAUGAUUUCCAGACUGGGACUGGAAGAAAAUCCCAAACUUCCAGAAGGACCUAAAACCGACAAAAAACAAAAGGGCUGGAACAAAAAGGAAAAGAAACAAUCAAAAGAGCAGGAGCAGGUUGCGGACAAGAAAACUAGCAAAGAGACAGUUGAUGGAAUUCCUGCACUUCAACUUCUUGGUCCACUCUACCCGUCAUAUCUUCUAUUGGGUCUACGGCUGUUGGAUCGAUCAUUCACGAAACCUUCUCCCCUUGCAUUGUCUAUCCUCCCUAAAAUCAAAUCUCUCGGCUUCAUAUCACAUGUGCUCGGCGCCAAUACGCAGCUGUACAACGAUCUCCUACGCAUUUAUCGAUACAGAUACGACGAUUUCGAAGGCAUGCUCGACCUCAUGCGUGAAAUGGAGCAAUCUGCCCUGGACAUGGACGAGGAGACGUUGACUAUUGCGCAAGAUGUCAUGAAAAUGCAGGCCAGCGUCACAAGUCUCGAACGAGGCGAAGCAGUGAAGGCAUUAUGGACUAUGCCUGAGUUUGCUCCUCGGAAAUUCGGUAGCUGGAGAGAAAAAAUAGCCAGUGGCAUCGAAGAGAGGAAGCAGAAUGCUAGCACUCGGAUCUACUGAGCAAUAGCUUGGAUGUAUAAAAUGUAGAAAGUAUUUUGUUUCCAUUCUCCAAAUCAUUUAUCCUACAUGGGUAUAAGUUAUGUUCUUCGUUUUGUCAUCUCAAAGCCAAAAAUAUGCCCAAUUCGCCCUCCGAUACGUUGUCGUCAAUUUGAGCCCCAGCCUUUUCCUUUGAAUUCAGUAUCGUUUUUUACCAUUCUGUUUGCUUACAGCGUUCGUUCAAGCCCGAGCAGUCU